Molecule: messenger RNA, 1555 nt
Organism: Eucalyptus grandis
Lineage: Eukaryota; Viridiplantae; Streptophyta; Magnoliopsida; Myrtales; Myrtaceae
Product: protein RAE1
Exons: 11
Coding region: 164-1213 (349 amino acids)
Biological process (GO): transcription-dependent tethering of RNA polymerase II gene DNA at nuclear periphery; RNA export from nucleus
Cellular component (GO): nuclear pore
Molecular function (GO): ubiquitin binding; RNA binding
Source: RefSeq, a predicted model, not a curated record
UCCACGUCCGCACUCUCUGGACCUCAGUAGAAAGCACGAACCCGUCUUCUUCUCCCUCUUCUUCUUCUCCUCCUCCUUCCAUCGGCGAGCGAGAGAAGACGCAGAGAGAGAGAGAGAGAGAGAGAGAGAGAAUCGGAGGAACCUCCAUGCGCAUUGGCGAACGAUGUCCACCUUCCUGACCGGCACCGCUCUUUCCAAUCCCAACCCGAACAAGUCGUACGAGGUCGUUCAACCUCCGAAUGACUCCGUCUCGAGCCUGAGCUUCAACCCCAAGGCCAACUUCUUGGUGGCCACUUCCUGGGACAACCAGGUCAGGUGCUGGGAGAUUGUGCGGAGUGGAACAAGCCUCGGCACUACGCCAAAGGCAUCCAUAUCUCAUGACCAGCCAGUAUUGUGCUCAACUUGGAAGGAUGAUGGAACAACUGUCUUUUCUGGCGGCUGUGACAAGCAAGUCAAAAUGUGGCCAUUGUCAGGUGGCCAACCAAUGACUGUGGCCAUGCAUGACGCGCCAAUAAAAGAGAUUUCGUGGAUACCUGAAAUGAACCUUUUAGUUACUGGAAGUUGGGACAAGACAUUGAGAUACUGGGACACGAGACAAGCCAAUCCAGUUCAUAUUCAACAAUUGCCUGAGCGUUGCUAUGCCCUUACUGUGAGACAUCCCCUCAUGGUUGUUGGUACUGCAGAUAGGAAUCUGAUAAUCUACAAUUUGCAAAGUCCUCAGACUGAAUUCAAGAGAAUCAGUUCGCCCCUCAAGUAUCAGACCAGAUGUCUCGCUGCCUUCCCUGAUCAACAAGGCUUUCUGGUUGGCUCUAUUGAAGGAAGAGUUGGGGUACAUCAUCUAGAUGAUUCACAACAAAGCAAGAAUUUCACCUUCAAAUGCCACAGAGAGGGCAGUGAGAUAUACUCAGUCAAUUCAUUGAACUUCCAUCCUGUACAUCACACCUUCGCAACUGCUGGUUCUGACGGCGCCUUCAAUUUUUGGGACAAGGAUAGCAAACAGAGACUGAAGGCAAUGUCAAGGUGCAGUCAGCCCAUUCCCUGCAGUACCUUCAAUAAUGACGGGUCUAUUUUCGCAUACUCGGCGUGCUAUGAUUGGAGUAAGGGUGCAGAGAACCAUAAUCCUGCAACAGCCAAAACUUACAUUUUCCUGCAUUUACCACAGGAAUCUGAGGUUAAAGGCAAACCACGACUGGGGACUACUGGAAGAAAAUGACUCCUAAUUUCUAGUCGCAAAGCCCCAUCAUCAUAUUUCCAGUUGGAAGAGUCGUAUUCCCUGUCGGAAGGACGAGGGAUUUGUACAUGUAUAGACUUUCCAGCUGCUUCUCCCAAAAAAUUUAGCAGUUGACCUGUUUUUGGCCGAAGUCAAGGAUUUCGUUGUGUAGUACUGGGAGUUACUACUUGUAUGUAUGUAAAUCAUGUGGCGUCUGUCCAGUUACUAUAGAUGGGAGUCCCCUGGGUGGAUUUUGUGAAAUAUAUUUUGGUGAUCGGUUGUCUUUUCGUUGUAUCCACAAGACUACAGAAAUUACAUGCUAGUUAAUCCUUCUCCCUAUGUCAA